CGGCGGAAAUAGAUUGUAUUUGUCCCUGGCGCAGCUAGGCAGGGCAAGCGCUAUACUCUGACCAAAGACACAACCUGUUGUCCUCUUAGUCGUGUUGAAGAUGAUCAAGAACGGCCAUCACGCCGCUAAUGUUAGCGAGACGGAGAGGGAAACUGUCGGUAAUCCAGCAGUCAACGUCUCUGGUCCAGAGAAAAGAAAACGUAUUGUCCAGGUGUGGUGCGAUGGCUGCUAUGACAUGGUUCACUACGGCCACUCCAACCAGCUGAGGCAGGCUAAAGCCAUGGGGGACUCCCUCAUUGUUGGGGUGCACACUGACCGAGAGAUUGCCAAGCAUAAAGGGCCUCCAGUGUUUACCCAGGCUGAACGCUAUAAGAUGGUCCGUGCCAUCAAAUGGGUGGAUGAGAUAGUGGAGGGGGCGCCCUACGUCACCACCCUGGAGACCCUGGACAAGUACAACUGUGACUUCUGUGUACACGGAGAUGACAUCACACUGACUGUGGAUGGGAAGGACACUUAUGACGAAGUAAAGAAGAUGGGUAGAUAUAAAGAGUGUAAGAGAACCCAAGGUGUGUCCACAACAGACCUCGUGGGACGGAUGCUUCUGAUGACCAAAGCACAUCACAGCAACAUGGAUAAUUCGGAUUAUCAACAGCACACUGACAACUUUGGAAAGGGUCCUAAAGGCCACAGUCCGUGGACAGGCGUGUCCCAGUUCCUGCAGACGUCCCAGAAGAUCAUUCAGUUUGCCUCUGGGAAGGAGCCACAGCUGGGAGACACCAUCAUCUACGUGGCUGGAGCGUUUGAUCUCUUCCACAUUGGUCAUGUGGACUUCUUGGAAGCUGUGUACAAGCAGGCAGAGAGAUCAUAUGUCAUUGUGGGGCUCCACUUUGACUCGGAAGUGAAUCGCUAUAAAGGAAAGAAUUAUCCUAUCAUGAAUAUUCAUGAGAGAACUUUGAGUGUGCUGGCUUGCAGGUAUGUGUCUGAGGUCGUGAUCGGAGCACCGUAUGCUGUGGGGAAAGACUUGCUGGACCAUUUCAAGGUGGACAUUGUGUGUCAUGGGAAGACUGAGGUGUUUCCAGAUAAAGAUUCCUCUGACCCUUAUGCUGAGCCAAAGAAAAGGGGUAUUUUCCGUACAGUGGACAGUGACAAUGGCCUAACUACAGAUGAUAUUGUUCAGAGAAUCAUUGAAAAUAGGCUUCAGUUUGAGGCUCGAAACAAGAAGAAGGAGGCUAAAGAGAUGGCCGUCAUUGAGGCAAUGAGGCGCAAGGGCGAGGGGGAACCAACAGAGGGCGCUGUGGCUGAUGUGCUGUAGGUGAAGAACCUUUCUGCCUCCGCCACACCAGGCCAGGCCGGCCCUGGGGACAGCAAGCCAGACCAGCUACUACUACGUCAUCCACAGCCUCUGCAUCAGUUGCUCAGUAAAAAAAAAGAAAAAUAAUUGCACAUGCAGCUUCUAAAACAGCACACCUCAUCAGCUGUUCACAGAUAACAUUUUGAGAUAAGGUUGGUUGAACAAAUGUGUAGAUUUUUAAUUGAAGCUAAUUUAGAGUCGAACAUGAAUGUUGCUUAUUAUGACUCUAACCCUGAAACAUUUAAUCACAAAUUGUUGAUUGUUUGAUACUUUGUCUGCUUCUUUACAUCGUCUCUGUGUUAUAAUCACAUUUUAAGGUGGUUUUUUUUGUGUUUUUUUUAAGCAAAUCUGUGAACAAUGAGUACAUUUUAAAAUGAUUUCAAUGUGACCCAUGCCUGAAAAGAAAAAAGAGGUACAUAAUCAGGGAAAUGCAUGGGAAACAAUUUGACAAUGUUAUUGGCAUAUUAAAGCUGACAUUGUUAUUGAUCA
Messenger RNA from Clupea harengus (Atlantic herring), 1840 nucleotides. RefSeq names its product ethanolamine-phosphate cytidylyltransferase-like. Gene Ontology annotation, cellular component: cytoplasm. Gene Ontology annotation, molecular function: ethanolamine-phosphate cytidylyltransferase activity. Lineage: Eukaryota; Metazoa; Chordata; Actinopteri; Clupeiformes; Clupeidae. The record is from RefSeq and is a predicted model, not a curated record. Gene Ontology annotation, biological process: phosphatidylethanolamine biosynthetic process.